This is a messenger RNA of Helicoverpa zea (corn earworm), 6187 nucleotides long. Its product is annotated as protein toll-like. The coding region runs from base 205 to 3183 and encodes 992 amino acids. The record is from RefSeq and is a predicted model, not a curated record. Gene Ontology annotation, biological process: toll-like receptor signaling pathway; immune response. Gene Ontology annotation, molecular function: transmembrane signaling receptor activity; protein binding. The transcript has 8 exons. NCBI's taxonomy places the organism in Eukaryota, Metazoa, Arthropoda, Insecta, Lepidoptera, Noctuidae. Gene Ontology annotation, cellular component: membrane.
GACAAAUGUUAUCGGGAACGGUCGUGUGAACUUUGCAAAUAAAUAAAUUAAAUUAAAUUAAUUGUUGCUGUGGUUUUUAACAUUGAUUAAGUGUGAUUAUGUUUAUUGUGUUAUCAACAAAUACUGUGCUUGUUAUUUUUUUAUAAUUUCAAUAAGGACGUUGGAUUAUUUCUGUGGAAUUGAUGCCUACCCCAAGUUAACACAAUGCUGCUACUACUGCUAGCGGGGCUCGUAUCCGCAGCCCUCGCGUUCGACUGCCCUACAAACUGCAGCUGCGCCACUGGGGACGAGUUGGAGUAUUACUGUCCCGUGGCAGACGCUCAUGUGACCUUCAAGGGCAGGUUCCAUGAAUAUGCUAUUGUACAUUGUCAGGGAACAAAUUUCACCUGCGAUGACCUCCCCACCAUCAACUUCGGCAACUCCAUGCCUCUCCCGUCUCUAGGCGUGAAGACCUGUCCUCCCUCCAUACUGCCGUGCCUCAACCAGGCACUGAACACGCCAUCCAUAGGCUACGUGACGCUCAUUGAUACCACUGAGCCAUUGGAGCUUGAAGAUGUUCAAGAGUUAGGGGAUGUGAAGAAUCUGGUCAUUAUGAAUGGAGCCGACAGAAAAAUACCAAUUACAGUCAUAAACUACCUGAAAACUCUUGAAAAUUUCCGUAUGACGAGCACACCACUUUCUCUUCAUAGUAAUGAUUUUAGCAAUUCUACUCCGUUGGUAUUUCUUGAGUUGUCAAUGGCUGGUAUUAAGGAGGUGCCUGAUGAUGCGUUCAAUGGCUUGGAGAGGUUGAAGACCUUGAAUGUGUGGGGGAAUCGUUUUAGUGAAGUGCGUGUUAAUGCGUUAAGAGGUCUAUCCUCCCUACAAAUUCUCUCACUAGACUCCAACCACAUAGCAAAGAUGGCAGCCGGGUCAUUGAACCACGCUCCCUUACUGAAAACCAUAUCGCUGGUCAGAAACCAGCUGGUAGAACUGCCUCCAGGCUUGUUCCAGAAUUUGACGAAAUUGGAAAAUAUAACAAUUCAAUCGAACGCCGUAGCCCUAAGACUACAUAACCACUCAUUUUCAAAUCUACCCUCAUUAAAAAACCUUAUAUUAGAAGAUUGUGGAAUAAAACUACUAGAACAGCCAAUUUCCGGUUCCUACAACAUACAGCACCUAUCUUUAUAUAGUAACGAAAUAGAGCACAUACCUUUAUCUUUCUUCAAAGAUAUGCCAUCUUUGCAAAGAUUGGAUUUGAGUUACAAUAGGAUAAAGAAAUUGGAUAGUGGAGUGUUUCAGGCGCUGAAAAAUUUGGAGUUUUUAAAUCUGAAUAGAAAUCAUUUAGAAGUAUUGCCUGACUUCCUAUUCUCAGGCCUCAAGAAACUAAACCACGUUUCAAUAGAAAACAACUAUUUAACCCACAUCAGCGAAUUCACGUUCCAAGGAGCAAUUAACUUACAAACGAUAUCGCUAAAAUCUAACCAGCUAACAUUACACCCCUUCCCGCAGUCAGUCAACGAGGAUUACUAUACGAACUUGAACGUUAUGUCGCCCUUUGAAAAUUUACUCGAGUUAAAGAAUUUGUAUUUAAAUGAUAACUCUAUAAAUACCAUGUUUGAAGACUGGAACCUUAUAUUGACUAAAUUGGAAAAUUUGGACUUGUCGUAUAAUAAUUUUACGAUGCUUCAGCAAUUAGAUUUCCAAUUUUUAAGCAACAAAGUCACCGUUGAUCUCCGACACAACAACAUUACUAGCAUAAUAUUAGAUAACGCUACAUCACCGGAUGACUUCAAAUCACCAAUUGACUACAAAUCACCAGAAAGCUCAAAAUCAUCAACAAGCUCAAUUUUACUCGACAACAACCCACUUAUGUGCGAUUGUGGUAUGUAUAACCUAGCUUUAAGGCUAAAAGGAUAUAAAUAUAUAAACGCAGAACCUAAAUUUGUACUAGGAAACGCCAAAUGCGAAUCACCACAGAGACUAAAUGGUGAUUUGUUCAUAAACGUAUCACCAUCUGACUUAAAUUGUGAUUUACCAGUCGAGGCUUGUAUGCAAAAUUGUUCUGUAUGUGAAAUGAGACCGGGAAAAGAAGAUUUGUUCUUCAAAUGUACGUCUAAACCUCAAUUUUUCCCUAAUCCCUUAGAUUUUAAUGCUAAAACGAUAUCUCUAAGAUUGUAUGAACAACCAACUUAUAUUAACGAUUUAAAUCUCCAAUUACUAAAUCUAUCUAACAUAGGAUUAAAAGAAAUUACUUUUGAGCCGUCCAAUUCAGUUAAAAGUAUAGAUUUUUCCAAAAAUAAUUUGACAAAAAUACCUGUAGAAUUCCUAAAAUUGAAUACUACAUUGUACCUAUCAAAUAAUCCUUUCAAAUGUGAAUGUGGUAAUACGGAAGAAAUUUUACUACUAAAACAGAGUCGUUAUAUAAAAGAUUUAGACAAAAUUACUUGUGAAAACGGUGACAAAAUAUUACUUAAAGAUAUUAACUCUCUCUGUAGCUCUAAGAGAGCAGCCGUCAUAGCUAUUGCCACAUUUUUAGUCCUAUUUUUAACCGUGGCUAUUUUCCUAGCCAUUAUAUACCGAUUUUCAAGAACUAUUCUAGUUUUUCUUAUCGAAAAAGGCUUAUUUCCCAGCUGUUUCGUCGAUGAUCAAGUCGACAAAAAUAAAGAAUUCGAUGUUUUCAUAUCUUAUGCUCAUAAAGACAGAGAAUUUUUAACUAAAUUGCUACCAAAAUUAGAAACUGAUUUUGGCUUGAAAACUUGCGUACACUAUAGGGAUUGGGCUGUCGGUGAUUUCAUACCGGAUCAAAUAAAUCGUUCAGUAGAAAAUUCUAGGAGAACAAUAAUUCUGCUUUCUGACAAUUUUUUAGAGUCUGACUAUGCUAAUAUGGAGUUUAGGGCUGCCAAUAAUUUAGCCCUAAAAGAGGGUAAGACUCGAGUAAUAUUAAUUUUACUCCACGAUAUAACGAAACAUGAAAAAUUGUCAGACGAAUUGAAACUACAUAUGAAAAUGAAUACAUACUUAAAAUGGGAUGAUUUUAGAUUUUCUGAAAGGUUGGAAAAAGCUUUACCGCUGAAAAAUAAUAAGAAAUUUGUUCUAACGAAUGUUUUUAAACAAGUUCAGGAGAAAUCGGUUAAGCCUGGUUUAAACGUACAUUUGAAUAGUAACGGUCAGUUAGUUAAUAUGGCAAUUAAAGAUGUUGUUUAAUUUUAACUGUGGUUUAAGUAAGACUGGUAUUUCAGGCAGUCUUAUACAGUACCUGUGUUUUUUACCCGACUGCGCUCGAUAAGAGGGUUAUGUUUUAUGUUAUCAAGCAGUUUUUGGUCUAUGAUCUCUCUCUAUAAGUUAUAUGGCAUCAAAAUUUGUCUAGUCUCAAGUGAACGUAAUUUUAAGUAGUAAUCUUAAAAUCAACUAGACAGAUUUUGAUGAAAUGUUAACACAGUUUAAGUACAUGAAAUUCAUUUUUAAUGAUCUGGGAAUUGAACCUAAUAUCAGUUUAAGUACCUUUAUAUCGGCAGCCAAAAUAAAUAUUGAACAUUGAAUCUCUUUGAGUACACACUGCUAACUUUUAGUCGGGCGAUAGUUUGUUUGGGCUCAUAAAUCAGUAUGAAGAUGAAUGGUAGUACGUAUAUUAUAAAGAUCAGGUAUUUAGCCGGUAUCAGACCGACUGAAAACUUAUUGGAAUAAAAAGAAAAAAAUUGGUCAACUAUCGGCCGACUUUUUUAGUUUGCAGUAUGGGGAUACUCAAAAAUUAUCUUAGAUUUAAUAAAAGGAGCCAUUUUACUAUAUUUAAGUCUUAAUUUUUAAGUUUUUCUUUAAUUUUAGGUAUAUGUAAUCUCAAAACGUGUUUUCGAAAAUUCUUGUACAGUGACGUUUUUUUUUUAGAAAUUUUGUAAAAAAUUAGCCUUUUUUAAUAAUAUCCUUACUUUAAUGAGCCAAUUUUGCAGCAUUUUUCUACUAUAUUUGUAAGUUAAGUUAAUUAGUAUUUUGUAUAUAAAUGGAGGGUUAUAUCUAAGUAUACAUUUUAGACUAAAAAGUUGAUAUUUUUUGUAAAUAAUUUUGAAAGAAUUCUGAAUAUUUUUAAAACUUUUUUUAAGGAUGGUGCCUUAUUUUUGACUUGUGGUGCUUAUUUUGACUCUAACUAUACAUUUUUGUAAUAAAAAUUAAAGUCUUUACAUAUUUUGACCAAAAAAACAAGGUCCGUUUUUCCUAAAAUUGGUUAAACAUAUUUUUUUGGCAACGGCGACUGUUCUCAUAUAAGGAGAUCAGCCAGCUGCGCAGGACAUAUUAUAGUGCACGAGCAUUUGAUAUUUUUUACGUAAUCAAGUAAAUUGUAUUUUGUAACUAGUAUCUAAGCUAUUCGCUGAUUUAUGUUAUUUUUUUUUCUUAUUAUUUUAAAGGCACAUUCUAAGCAAUAUUUGUCGUGAAAUCAAAGCAAUAAUUAUUGAUAUUAAUAUUUAAAAUUAGCUUUAAGAUUUUAUAACUGAUCUGAUAUUAUAUAAAAUAAAUGUACAGCUUAAAUACUUGAUCUGUAAAUAUUUUUAUAUGUCAUAUUUUACAAUAUAUUGAACUGAUUCUUCAAAGUACAACAUGUCAAAUAACUUUUAAGCUACAAUUCACGGAGCCAUGAGCCAAAAUGUAAACAAAGAAUGACACUUUUUCAAGAUGGCGGGUAUAACCCGACACACAUUCACAUUUUUAUGUAAAAUGUUCGCAGUAUCUGUGCUCUACAAUUUAGUAGCGUUCCAUGUUUGAUAGUCAAGUAUUUUAGGUUCUUUUACAUGUAAACGAUUUAAUACAUAUUGAAUUAAAAUUAAGAAAAUCAUUUACGGCAUUUAUUAUAUUUGAUUUUAUAUAAGUCUGAAAGGAUUACAUAAGUUCUACAGACGUCGUUCUAAAAUGUUUUAAGUGUAUUACUUCCGUAGUUAUAUUUAUAAAAUAUGUUCAUUUCUAUCGUGAAUCUUAUAUAGAACCCUUUUUAUGAUUUUUUUACCAUUUGGCUCAUGGUUCCGUGAAUAGGGUAUAGUUAAACUAGCCUUUCAACCAAACAGCUAGCCCAUUGACUGAAAAGCGCCGUUCAAUCACUCGCCUAUACAUCGUUUAGCCGAUAUGUUAUUUCAUAAACCACACCUGAUAGUUUAAGAUACUUUUUAGUUUAAUAUUUUGCUCUGAACUUCAUAAUCUCGGCAGUCUAUGGAAUGUCUAUGGUUCUAGUCAGAUUUCAAAUAUAUUCUGACUUAUACUUAUCUCUAAUAUGAAUCUUAAUUUUUGCCUAUACUAAUAUAAAAAGGGGAAAUAUUUUUUUGUUUGUCUGUACCUACUCCGAAAAUACUGGAUACCUAUAUUUAUUAUUUCACCCGUGUCCGCGGGAACUACUGCCCGUACCGGGAUAUAAUAUAGCCUGUGUUACUGGGGAAGAGUGUAGCGCCCCAACAGUGAAAGAAUUUUUCAAAUGUGUUCACUCUUUUCGGAAGCCUUUUUGGUAAAAACGUAGAAUGUUUUCUUUUUAUUAUAUUAGUAUAGAUAAAUAUAAUAUAUGACAUAUACACAAAUAUCGUAAAUGCAACUAUUGUACACUUUACAUAAAUAUAUUAUUGUAAAUAACUGAAAUGGAAUACAUAAUUAUUACAGUAAAUACUUAUAAAUUAACAAAUUCACUUUUUUACUUGCGUGUCUAACCUUAACCUUACUGAAGGAGCUAAUUCCUUACUGAAGGAUUUGUAUGACAUUCCGUCACUAAGGAGUGACUCAAGUAAUCAUUAAAUGUCUCUGAGUAGGGAGGUAAAUCCGUCAUAAGGUCUAAUGAUGGAAAAAAAUCAAUAAUAAAUAUAUUUCUAUCAAUGUGAAACUAUUAUCCAUUUGAGCACGCACUAAACGAAAGAAAAAAAUCUUGAUAUUACUUUCAUAUAAAAACUUGAUCUAAAAAUAAAAAACGACUAAAAAUCAAUGUAAAUACAAUAAUAACAAUUACUUAAUUAAUUGAAUCAUUAUUUUAAGCAGUAUUUUAUUUGUUUAAUAUGUAUUUGUGUAAAAAGUCUUAUCAAGAUUUUUAGUUAAGGUACUAUUCAAAUGACCAAAAGUUAGUAAUUUUUAAAUACUAAAGUGAAUUUAUUAAUUUUGUAAGGAAAUUAUAAGCAAUAAAAAUCUUCCAAUGCAUGCAAGAAUGUUAUUAUUACAAGACUUUUUAUAAAUAAAAAAAAUAAUCGUAAAA